AUGGCGGAAUACGGUGGCGUACAAGGAGAUGCCGUUGGAGCAGAAGUGGCUGAUGGCGGAGCUGGUUACUCGGAGGGACUCCCGGAAGUCUUGUAUCUAAUGCAAUACUGCGCUCAAGCCUUUGCUCCGGAAGAUAACUCGGAAGACGCCAGGAAUGCGGCAAACCGCAGUUGGGACCCUGUCCGAGACUGGUUGCACACCCACGAUGAAAAUGAAAUUAGAGAUGCGGCCGAGCAACGAGAUGAUGUAGGAAAGACGGCCCUUCAUUUUGCCUGUCAGCACGUGCCUCCUACCGAUGUGAUUGAUAUCUUUUUGAAUGUGGCUGGAGAUAUCAUUCAAUGGCCUGAUUCUUUUGGAUGGUUGCCCAUUCACUACGCUUGUGCUUAUGAUGCGGAACCGGCCGUUAUCAAGAGUCUAGCGGAAGCCUUUCCCGAGUCCAAAACAACCGUGGAUCGAAAGGGCCGUACACCCUUGCAUUUCUUUCUCGGAACUCUGGGUACCCAGAGUACCAACUCUCCAGAUGUUGUCAUCCUAUUGAGUAAUACAGGAGCUGCCAGUUAUCCGACUGAUGAAGGUUUGCUGCCCUUGCACUUGGCUUGUGCCUUUGGUCGGUCCGAAGAAACCCUAUAUGUCUUGACCGAUGCUUAUCCAGAAGGAGCCACAACAGUGGAUAACAAGCAACGUACUCCACUGCAUUUCGUGCUCUCCAAUGCUGGCCGAAAGAAUGCUCCUUCGGCUGUCCGACUGCUGCUUUCUCAGAACCCUGAUCUGGUUAAUUCCAUCGGGGGAGGACCUUUGCCUCUUUUGGUCUUGGCACAAUUUGCUAUUACCGGUGUGGAUCGAUCCAACGAAGACCAAAUUGACGCCGUUCAAGGCUGUCUCAAGCACAUUUUGAACUCGAAACCAAAGCCCACUCCAGAGUUUUUCUCUGCCCUGCAGCGUUUGCCUUCCUUCUUACAAGACAGGGCUGUUGUUAUGAGAGCAGUUCAAGAAAUGCUGAAUGACAAGAUUGCUCAGAGAUUUCCGACCAUGAUUUUGAUCCUGGAUCUGUACAUGCAACUUGUAGUCCUCGCGGCUUACAUGUUUGCCGUCACCAAUUCGCAGCAUCUACGCAAAAUCCAACUUGAUUUCUGCGAAGAUAAGAUUGAUUGUGAGGUUGACCUCCGACAAAUUGGUUUCCUCUAUGAUGAAGCCCCUCACGACUGGGGUCCAAAUUACAGAUGGCUCAUGGUUGGAGGCAUGUAUGCUGGAGCCUUUUACUUUAUCAUGCGCGAAGUCUUUCAAGCCGUUUCUCUAGCCGCCCUUGGUGCCUUUCACAUUUACGUCCGCGAUCUUUCCAAUUGGCUCAACUUUGUCUACAUUUUGUUGGUCUGCGUUUGGGCUACGUUGGUACUAUUUGGAGGGGGUCCCUUCUUUGUCUUUGUCUACGGUACUUCGAUAUCGGUCUUUAUCUUGAUUAUCAAGUUCUUGGCGUAUCUGAGAAAUGUGUACAUUGAUUUUGCCAUUUUCUCUGGAGGUGUUUUCCACGUGUUGAGUCGCCUCUCCGCCUUUAUCUUUUGUUUGGUCAUUUUCUUGGUGGCUUUUUCGAGAAUGUUUUACACAAUGUUUCAAGAAACACAAUAUUGUGCUGAUGCACCGCCGUAUUACUAUGCUUAUUCUGAAAACAAGGAAUUACGACAUGAGCUGAUCCAUCAAAUUCAGUGCGAUGCCUACGACCCUUCUCCCUGGUGCAAUCACUGGAGUGCUCUUCUCAGCGUCUAUACGAUGCUUUUGGGAGAAGUCGACGAAGGAAGAUUCAUUGACGACGAAGUGGGCUGGUUGGCAGUGGCCAUGUUUGCCCUGUUUAUGUUUUUGAUGGUUAUCUUGUUGGCCAAUGUGUUGAUUGCUAUCGUGACAGACUCUUACAAAGUUAUUCAAGAUGAACGUGCUGCAAUUGUGUUUUGGACCAAUCGUUUGGAUUUCAUUGCACAAAUGGAUGCCGUCGCCAACGGUCCAUGGAAAAGAAAACUUCGCAAGAUGUUUGGUUUGUCCAGCCGCAAAAAGAAGCGUGAAGGAGGCAAGAAGACUGUCUUUGGAGAAAGUACUUGGGAGCGGAUGACAAAUCUCUUGUUUGAUGAUGAUCAAGACCUUGGAAUCUUGAACAUUGAAUUCUACUGCUACUUUAUUUUGAAAGUACUGACAGUAGCCUUCAUCCCCAUUUGGUUCUUACUCGGUAUUGUCACAUUUGGAAUCCUGUGGCCACCCCAGAUUCGUCGAUUCUUCUUUACUUCCAGUGUGACCAAGCUUAGUGAGAGUGAUAGAGAAGAUGCUCUCCGUAAGACGCAAAUUGACAGUUUGCACGUGGAAAUUGAAGAUUUGAAGACUGAGCUCUUAAAGGAAAUGGCUGUCGAUCGGACCAAUGUAGUUCAAUUGAAGAGUUCAGUGGCCGAAAAGAAGCUGGAGAUUCAAAAUGAAAUGAAACACAUCAAGCGAGUUGUUACGAUGCUCUUUGAACAAACCGCAGGAAUGUAA
Messenger RNA from Cylindrotheca closterium, 2511 nucleotides. The record is from the annotation of a GenBank genome assembly. NCBI's taxonomy places the organism in Eukaryota, Bacillariophyta, Bacillariophyceae, Bacillariales, Bacillariaceae.